UCUCCUAUAUAUAUAUAUGAGGGUGUAAACAGUCUCCGGAGCAUAACCAUCAACAAGCAUGACUGAUCCCUACUCCAUGCUUCACCCCUACUUUUCUUCUUAUUCUUCUUCUUCUAAAUCUUACUCUCCUUAUCAUGAUCUCUUCUCUCUUUCUUACUCUAAUGAUAACAAUACCCUAAAAAACACAUCCUCCUCCUCCUCCUCCUCAUUCACAACAACCCAUGGAUCAUUUUCUCCUGAUUCUUGUUCCUCCCCUCGAGUCCUUCCCCUUUUAAGCUUGAGCCCUGCAAGGCAUGAUCAAGAACAUCACUCCUGUAGGCCUUGUGAAGACGAGGAGGAUGAGGAGGAGGAGAGCGUUACUGUUGCUUUGCAUUUAGGGCUUCCAACUCCUCCUUCUUCUGAUCUGAUUUUGAGGCUCUCUUCAACUGAGAUCUCAGACAAGGAAGACCAACAAGAAGCUGUCCCUGUUGUUGUUCCUAACUACUACUCCUCCUCUACUGCUGGACUCAACAAGGGUCAGUAUUGGAUUCCCACUCCUGCUCAGAUUCUGAUUGGUCCAACUCACUUCUCUUGCCCUCUUUGCUUCAAGACCUUCAACAGAUACAACAACAUGCAGAUGCAUAUGUGGGGGCAUGGAUCUCAAUACAGAAAAGGGCCACAGUCACUAAGAGGAACACAACCAACAGCGAUGCUUAGGCUGCCAUGUUACUGCUGUGCGCCAGGGUGCAGAAACAACAUAGACCAUCCAAGGUCCAAGCCAUUGAAAGACUUCAGAACCCUUCAAACGCAUUACAAAAGAAAGCAUGGAAUCAAGCCAUUUACAUGUAGAAAAUGUGGGAAGGCCUUUGCUGUGAGAGGGGACUGGAGAACUCACGAGAAGAAUUGUGGGAAGCUUUGGCAUUGCACUUGUGGCUCUGAUUUUAAGCACAAGAGGUCUCUCAAAGAUCACAUCAAGGCCUUUGGACAUGGCCAUGCAGCUUAUGGGAUUGACUCUUUUGACGAAGAUGAUGAGGCAGCUUCUGAGAUUGAACAUGAUAAUGACUUGUCUCUAAGGAAUGGAGAUUGAUAUGAUAAUGCCAAAUGUUUAUUGUGCCACCUGCCUGGGUUCAAUUUUUUGCUUGUACUGUCAAGUUGGAGUUAUUUUCAAUUAUUGUUCUUUUC
This is a messenger RNA of Cucurbita pepo subsp. pepo (vegetable marrow), 1161 nucleotides long. Its product is annotated as zinc finger protein WIP2-like. Gene Ontology annotation, biological process: regulation of gene expression; anatomical structure development. Gene Ontology annotation, molecular function: DNA-binding transcription factor activity. NCBI's taxonomy places the organism in Eukaryota, Viridiplantae, Streptophyta, Magnoliopsida, Cucurbitales, Cucurbitaceae. Gene Ontology annotation, cellular component: nucleus. The record is from RefSeq and is a predicted model, not a curated record.